AGUUGGCCAAACAAAAUGCAGGUGCCCAGUGUCCAAUUGUUUAUUUUGGCAGUGGUCGUGGUGGCCCUAGUACGUGGUCGCGCGGUGGAGCAGGAGCACCUCACCAGCCACGCCUAUGGACCAGCCAUACACAUUAGCUCGGGGGUUCUCCAGCUGGCCCCCGAUACGGAGCAACCCCAACUGCUGCUGGUGCCCAAUCUCUACUCCUCGUCACUGGGAAAUCCCUGGCCGCAUUUCUAUGUGGACACCUUGACGGCUUCGCACCUGCCGCAUUCAUCGGUUCCAUCCAUUCCAGCGAUCCCAUUGACCCCCUCUAUCCACGAGCCUCGCAUCGUGGUCAAUGAUAAUGUGGACUUUUCGCAGCUCAAAUUGCCCCAGCAUAAAGUUGUCCAAUCCCACGGACGCUGA
This is a messenger RNA of Drosophila biarmipes, 408 nucleotides long. RefSeq lists its product as uncharacterized. The record is from RefSeq and is a predicted model, not a curated record. Lineage: Eukaryota; Metazoa; Arthropoda; Insecta; Diptera; Drosophilidae. The coding region runs from base 16 to 408 and encodes 130 amino acids. The transcript has 2 exons.